Venturia canescens is the source of this 1699-nucleotide messenger RNA. Its product is annotated as inactive hydroxysteroid dehydrogenase-like protein 1. Lineage: Eukaryota; Metazoa; Arthropoda; Insecta; Hymenoptera; Ichneumonidae. The transcript has 5 exons. Bases 505 to 1452 code for a protein of 315 amino acids. The record is from RefSeq and is a predicted model, not a curated record. Gene Ontology annotation, molecular function: oxidoreductase activity. Gene Ontology annotation, cellular component: endoplasmic reticulum.
UUCAGAACGAGAAGCGCAGCAUGACAGGAACAAAGUGUGGAGGACACUGAAUUUUGCAUUAAUCGGGGACAGUGGACUUAUGUGGCUCCAAGGAGAGAAAGUGUUUUACCUUCGUCGUGCAGUCGCCUGUGGCUCGAGAGUCGAAUUCAGUUUACCGCUUUCAUCGUGGCGAACCUUUAGCUUGAUGUACACGCGACGCAGUGCUCCCACAUGCGAUUAUAUCUUGAUCUUUAAAACAAUGAUUUUUCUUAGAAGCAGUUUUCAUCGUUUUGCGUAAAAAUUUACUGAUUUUUAUGGAAUAAUUGAUAAAACGAGUAGCAGUAUUCGCAUCUGAUAUCGGUGUGGAGCACCAUAAAUUUGAGAGGUUGCCGAGUGAAAUCAGUGCGUCGAGUGAUCAUUCGUGUCAAAGCAUUCACAUUUUUUUAGAUCCACGAAUCGGAAUCUUCUCCAUUCAUUCCAAGUAUAAAUACUCCCAGACGUAAUUAUUGUAAAAUUCUCACUAAAAUGUUGAUGUUAAUCGUUAUGUGGGUGCUCGUUGCCCUGAUCAUGCUGUCGGCGAUCCUCGAUCCCGUGAGUCGAGUUUCUCGCGCACUCUGGGAAAUACUCGUGCCAAUUUUCGAUCGAACGCCCGUCGAUCUCAAAGCGAAAUUCGGCGAGUGGGCAGUGGUCACCGGCUCAACCGAUGGGAUUGGCAAAGCUUACGCAAAAGAGCUCGCCUCGCGCGGCAUUAAUCUGAUCCUAAUCAGUCGAACCUUAGCCAGACUCGAGAAUACGAGGAAUGAAAUUCUCGAGGUCAAUCCAAAAAUCGAGGUCCGAAUAAUCGUCGCGGAUUUCAGCAAAGGCAGAGACGUCGCGGAAGAUAUAGCUAAAAAACUGGCAAAUCUUCCAGUUGGAAUUCUUGUUAAUAACGUGGGAAUGCAGUAUUCCUACCCGAUGUACGUUGGUGAGGUGCCUCAGGACGAUCUAUGGGACAUUAUUAACGUGAACGUGGGUGCAACGACCCUCAUGACAAGAAUCACAAUAAAUGGGAUGAAGGAGCGGGGCAAAGGUGCUAUUGUCAACGUAUCAUCGGGCUCGGAACUUCAGCCUUUACCACUCAUGACUGUUUACGCAGCAACGAAAAUCUACGUCAAGAGCUUCUCCGAGGCGUUGAGAGCGGAGUACGAAAAAUUUGGCAUCACCAUCCAACAUCUUACUCCACUCUUUGUCAAUACGAAGAUGAAUGCUUUCAGUCAAAGACUUCAGGUUUCUAGUCUCUUCGUACCUGAUGCGACAACAUAUGCGAAAAACGCGGUCGUCACACUGGGCAAAAUCGACUCGAGUACCGGUUACUGGGCGCACGGGGUACAAAUAUUUUUCACCCUGAUUCCACCGGUGUGGAUAAGGACGAAGAUCGGUCAGAUGAUGAAUCAGUCGUUGCGGGAGGAUUACUUCAAACAGAAGACAUCAUAAGUGGAGAUGAAGAAAAUGCCCUAUUUCCUGGACAAGUAAAGGUUUGAGAAUGGUUUCACCGCAUUCAGUGGAUGACAUUAAAAAUGUGUGUAACAUAAUUUUUUUUACAUUUGUACAUUUAUUAUCUUCAAAGGUUGUUUUUUUACUAUUAAAUCAAAUACCGAAGUGUAAUCACCAGCUUUUGGUUUGUUUGUAACACAAUAUUAUCGAGUGCACGCCAAUCAAUAAAUAUUAAUUAGUACCAAUA